Molecule: messenger RNA, 2243 nt
Organism: Centruroides sculpturatus (bark scorpion)
Lineage: Eukaryota; Metazoa; Arthropoda; Arachnida; Scorpiones; Buthidae
Product: transketolase-like protein 2
Exons: 12
Coding region: 244-2007 (587 amino acids)
Molecular function (GO): thiamine pyrophosphate binding; transketolase activity
Source: RefSeq, a predicted model, not a curated record
ACCGAUAAAACUUGUCUGGUUAAGUUGUGCAAAGAGCGUUUGACCCAGUAAGAACUCGAUAGUGAUUCAACACGUUUCUCUAUUUUACACUUAUUUCCUGAAGUCACCUUAUCUGUGACGUCAGUCGAAUAGCGAAGGUCACCAAUAGGACACGAGAACGAAUUAGCGAGCGCGUAUCUUUUACGAAAUUUCUACCAUAAAGAAAGUACACGAGAAAGUUGCCGGCAAAUUUUUCGAAUAGAAAUGGCUUCUCUCGAUAACGUUACCCUGCAAGAGUUGAAAGAUAUUGCAAAUAAGCUUAGAAUUUAUAGCAUUAAAGCAACCAAUGCUUCGAAGUCCGGGCAUGAACAGGGACAUGCUGCACCUAUUUUGUAUGCUGCUUGGGCAGAAACAGGAUUGUUUCCAAUAGAAGAUCUUUUGAAUUUAAGAAAAAUUGAUUCUGAUUUGGAAGGUCAUCCAACACCUCGCCUGCCAUUUGUUGAUGUUGCCACUGGCUCUUUGGGCCAAGGAUUGAGCUGUGCUGCUGGAAUGGCUUAUACAGGAAAGCAUUUUGAUAAAUCAAAUUAUCGGGUUUAUUGUGUAAUUGGAGAUGGUGAAUCUGCUGAAGGAUCCAUUUGGGAAGCCCUUGCUUUUGCUGGACAUUAUAAACUUGAUAAUCUAGUUGCUAUCUUUGAUAUUAAUCGUCUUGGCCAAAGUGAGCCAACUGCUUUGCAGCAUCAAAUGGAUGUGUAUAAAGCUCGUUUAGAAGCAUUUAAUUUUAAUACAGUUGUUGUGGAUGGACAUGAUAUCAGUGCACUUUGUUCAGUUUUUGAUGCUGCUGCUAAAGUAAAAGGAAAACCAACUGCUGUUAUUGCAAAGACUUAUAAAGGACAUGGUCUUCCAGGAAUUGAAGAUCAAGAAAAUUGGCAUGGAAAACCAAUUGGAGAUAAAGCUGAUGGUCAAAUUAAUGGGCUUCUCAAAUUAAUAACAAAUAAUGGAAGACCUAAAAUUGGUCCUAAACCUCCAAGUGAUGAUGCUUCAGUUACUGAUAAUUCAAUAAUUACACUUUCAAGUCCUCCAAGUUAUACUAUUGGAGAAAAGGUUGCAACACGUCUUGCUUAUGGAACUGCUAUUGCCAAAUUAGGAAACAGUAGCAGUAAAGUGAUUGCUAUGGAUGGCGAUACUAAGAAUUCAACAUUUUCGGAUAAAUUUAAGAAAGCACAUCCAGAAAGAUUCAUUGAAUGUUACAUUGCAGAACAAAACAUGGUUGGAAUUGGUAUUGGAUGUUCUACAAGAAAUAGAACGAUUCCAUUUAUUAGUACUUUUGCAGCAUUUUUUACACGUGCUUUUGAUCAGUUAAGAAUGGGUUCUAUAUCUCAAGCUAAUAUUAAAUGUGCUGGAUCUCAUGCUGGAAUAUCUAUUGGUGAAGAUGGACCUUCACAGAUGGCACUGGAGGAUUUAGCAAUGUUUCGCUCCUUACCAACAAGUACUGUAUUCUAUCCAUGUGAUGCAGUUUCUACUGAACGAGCUUGUGAGCUUGCUGCUAAUACUCGUGGAAUAUGUUUUAUUCGAACCUCACGUCCUGCUACUGCUGUAUUAUAUAAUAAUGAUGAAAAUUUCCAAGUAGGAGAAGCUAAGAUUGUAAGAAAAUCAAAUAACGAUCAAGUUUUAGUUAUUGGUGCUGGUGUUACUUUGCAUGAAGCAUUGAAAGCUGCCGAUGAACUUUCUCAAGAAGGUAUUAAUAUUCGUGUAAUGGAUCCAUUCACAUUGAAACCAAUUGAUGAAGCAGCUAUUAUUAAAAAUGCUACUGAAGUUGGUGGAAGAAUUGUUACAGUAGAAGAUCAUUAUCCUGAAGGUGGUUUGGGUGAAGCUGUUGCAUCAGCUGUUUCAAUGCAGAGGAAUAUUAUUGUAAAACGAUUAGCAGUUAGAAAGCUUCCUCGUAGCGGUCCACCUAAUGUGCUCUUAGACAUGUUUGGCAUCAGCAGCAAUUCUAUUAAAGAGGGUGUUAAAGAAAUUUUGAACCAAUAAAUUUGCAUUUAUACAGCAUCUGUUUUUUGCACUAGAUUGGUGUAUAAAGAUUCUUCUGUUCCUAUUGCUAAAAUGUUUAUUGUGUCCAUAAAAUAUUUGUAGGGAUCAAAACUUUGUUAAAUUUGACAAAACAACAAAACAUUUGACAUUCCUGAAUUAUGGAAAUGGUUAUAAAAUGCUUUUAAACAAAGAUUGUAAAAAUCAUUUGUUGCUAAAUAAAAUAUUUUGCAUUGAAA